Messenger RNA from Penicillium cataractarum, 2916 nucleotides. Its product is annotated as putative cytokinesis regulator (Byr4). Gene Ontology annotation, cellular component: mitotic spindle pole body; SIN/MEN two-component GAP complex. The record is from RefSeq and is a predicted model, not a curated record. Bases 1 to 2916 code for a protein of 971 amino acids. The transcript is spliced from 3 exons. Gene Ontology annotation, molecular function: GTPase activator activity. Gene Ontology annotation, biological process: regulation of Ras protein signal transduction; mitotic spindle orientation checkpoint signaling. NCBI's taxonomy places the organism in Eukaryota, Fungi, Ascomycota, Eurotiomycetes, Eurotiales, Aspergillaceae.
AUGCGCAGCUCUGUCAUGGAGUUCCCGACUGCUCAAGGACGACCGCAUGGGACGGAGGAAAUAAUUGAAUGCUGGGAUGACGACGAUGACCUACAAUUCAAUGAUGGUCUCCAAUUCCGUGCCGCAUCCAGCACGGGCUCUGUGGCCAAUUCCUCAUUCCGUCCCUCUGGCCAUCGCGACUCUAUUUCCUCUCGCCGAUCCGCUCGCUCCGACCUCGAUUCAAAUGCCGGCGAUGAAGACUGGCAAGUCCUUUUACACGACAACGAUGAAUUCUCCAAGGAAGAGGCACUUGCCUCCGCCAAACAUGCCGGCAUCCCUAUUCCCUCGGAUAUACCCAGCUCGGCCCUCAUUGGGGGUGCCAUUAAACGCCUCUCUGCUCGGAAAUCAAAGCGAACGUUUGUGGACGAUUGGUCAGACGAUGUUGAGCUUCCUGGACCCGGCGCGGUCCUGGAGCUAAAGACUCCACAGGACAACGCGUUCCCAGAUACAUUACGACAAAUUAGUUCCGCAGCCACAAGCCCCGUGAAAUCGACCGCCUCCCCUUCCUGGAAUGACGACAUCUCGACUCGUCUUCAAGCAGCGUUCUCGCCUCUAGAGCGCUUUCAGGAUGAGAACAACUACCCGAUGAACCACGAUGUUCCUACGAUUAAAGCCCCUGCACCCCGUUCUCCCAAAAGAGAGCCCCACCUCGAAUUACCUCCCGACCACCAACCACUCCAGUUAAGUCAUCGAAAGGAUCGUGCCGAGGUCUCUAGUCCCAUCAUGGAUGACUUUGAUCUCGAGUGGUCCGAAGGCAGCAUUGGGGUCCGAGUUGGUGGGACGGCGCGAGACGGUCGAUCAAUUCCAAGCUCCUCUAUAUCAAUCGCAAGUCCGAGUGUGUCAAGUUGUCUCACCGUAGAAAGUGAGGAAGAUGGUUUGGACGGUGUCUUGUUUCCCGAGGGUCCUUUGGAUUUUACGGCAUCUCUCAAGCGGAGACAAGAGGCCCAGGCGAUAGAAAGCCCCAUCAGGAAUGAGGGUAUCCAAAAGGCACCAGCGUCACCGGAUGCUGAUGACUUUUUCUCGGGUCUCGAGGUUGACCAAGGUAGAGCCUUUGUCUCCGGGAAAAUGGCACUUAAUCCCAACGUCAAGUGCAAGACAGAAUGGCCAACAAGCCCAACUCGUCGACCGGCUACCACACUUACAUUCACCAAUGCAACCGGAGGCUCCCCUCGUACUCGCAUUCCUCGUCUGUCUGGCCAUGAACGAACCCAUUCAACUCAUCUGGAAACCGUCUCGGAAAGCGGCGCACCGCUUUCCAAGUUUCGAAGAUCGCAGUCCCGACUUGGACAUUCAUCGCAAUCGUCCGUUUCAAGUUUACCCGCCACCAGCACCAAAUCACCAUCGCCAACCCCAAGUACUUCGUCCCGGCGGAUGCUAGGUUCCCGAACCACUAAGGAAAGCUCCAGUGUCGCGGAGAGUAAGGGCCCUUCCAGACAACUUCGAACGAAACGGUCAUUACCAUCCAUCCGAGGGACUUCGGCUACUUCUACGCUGGCUGCGCAACGGACACCAACCCAUCCGGAUGGCUCUAUUCGUGGCCCCCUCAAUAGACCUAAAACGCCCGUUGAACGGACGGCCGCACUCGACGGACGAGCCUCGGUUCGCAGAGCCCAGGCACCAUUCCUUUCCGGUGCAUCAGAAAGGAAGCCCCAAAAUGCCGGGGUGAAAACGUAUCGGUCCUCUCGACGCACCAAUUCGGACAGCUCUAGUGAUCUCUUGAGUCCACAGAGCACAUUUUCCCGGCUAUCGCGUCCCUCUCGCCCAGAGAGUCUCCGAUUGAGUCUGGGUGACUCUGGUACCGAGACCACCGGGUCGACAACCAAGCGGACUCUGACCAAACCGACCAAGCGACGUAAUUUUGGGGAUGGCACCGAGCUAGAAUCAUUUGACGACCUACCUACCUCCGCGUCGACCGAGAGUAAAUUCACGAAAAACCCAGCCGGGCGAGGAGCCCCGCGAUCUAUACGCUCUCGGCUCAGCCAGAGCCGUAUCACUCCCCCUAUUGACUCACCUACUCAAUCCACGCCCCCCUCGGUCUCCAAGCCGUUGAACCCUACUCCGAGAUUCGCUCGCGAUACUAAUGCAUCCCGCAAUGCUCGAGAGCAGCGAAUUGCGUCCAUGAACUCUCGAACCCGAGACACGCCCCCUCUCUCUGUGAACUCGAAUUGGAAACCCCACCCGGUUGUUUCUCGCAUCUCACCCAGCGCGGCGCCUGUACGAAGCCGCAAGACCAAACCCGUGACCAAGUCCUCAUCCAAACCCCACCUGAUCAAACCUCUAGGGUCCGGUGUGCAAGAUGCCAAAUCCGUGCGAGGUAUGCGGUACAACCCAUCGACUUUCCGAUGGGAAGGAAACGAAAACUUAGUCCAGGAUUUCGAUGUUGCAACUGCUCCCAAAUCACCGAAGCCUGCACCAGCUCUAAUCACUAAUGUGGGUCCUUUGCACAAUGUCCAGGCCGUUGGGGGUAUGGUCUUUGAUCCACAGCGCAUGUGUUGGCUCAAGGCCUCCGCCCUUGAGUCUGGAGUCCACGGCGGUGCGGUACCCGAGGAUGAGGAGGAUGUCUUUGCUGGAUUGGAUGACCUGGAUGACGAUAAGACUGCUGGGCCUACGCGGCGAAACUCGGGCCCUGUGGAUGACUUGUCUUCCCAUGCCCCUGGUGGGGAAGAUGCCAGCGCGGGAGAGUCUUCCGACGACUGCCCUAUUACGGAGGAGUUUGACGUUGGUCCAGAGUUUAUUCGACGACAGAGAGCCGAAGAGGAGAAGUGGAGACGCAAGGUGGCUAAAUGGGUUGGUCCUGCUCGCGGUGAUCGAGAGCAUCACUGGCGAUGGGCCAUUCGCGAUCUGGUGGCCGAAGAUACCGGCCAUGUUUUCGGAUAG